AUGGAAAUCAAUACACGAAUGCAAACUAAGGAACUUUUGGUUGAGAGCUCGCAUAACUCAGCCUACUUGGAUUUUGGGAACCCUUUAAAAGUUUGUGGUGACUGCCACGAUGUAAUUGCAAUUGUUUUGCACAAUAUGCAAAGUGCAGCACAAAGUUUGCAGCCAGAACCAACUGGCAAUUUAGCAACCGAUGUUGUUGCUGUCGGAACAGUAAUA
This is a messenger RNA of Opisthorchis viverrini, 216 nucleotides long. RefSeq lists its product as hypothetical. The annotation marks the transcript as partial. Lineage: Eukaryota; Metazoa; Platyhelminthes; Trematoda; Opisthorchiida; Opisthorchiidae. The record is from RefSeq and is a predicted model, not a curated record. The transcript has a single exon.